AUGACUGCCGGGAUUGCUGCGUCAGCAACAGCUGUAACGCCAUCAGAACGCAUCAAAACAGCAAUGAUAGAUGAUGCACGGCAUGAGAAGCGCUUCAAGUCCGGUUGGCAUGCUACCACCACUAUCUGGAAAGAGAAUGGCAUUUUGGGGCUGUAUCGUGGUUUCAUUGGAAAUACAUUGAAGCAGGCAUCAGCUACCGCUUUCCGUAUGGGGACUUACAACGUUUUGAAAGACUUCGAGAAGAAGAGAGAUAUUAAGCAGUCCACCGCUGUAAACUUCGCAAACGGAUCUGUUGCUGGCGUAGUAACUACUCUUACAACCCAGCCUUUUGACGUCAUCAAAACGCGCAGUCAGAGUGCUAUCGGCACAAGUACCACCGAAGCCGUGAAGAGUGUUAUCCUAGAUUACGGCAUGCGAGGCUUCUGGAAAGGCACGACGAUGAGGUUGGGUCGAACUGUGUUCAGUGGUGGAAUACUGUUUACAAGCUACGAAGCGGCUGUUAAGCUGAUAAUGCCGCUGUACGGUGGACAUGGCAACUUCCUAUACUGA
Molecule: messenger RNA, 549 nt
Organism: Parastagonospora nodorum SN15
Lineage: Eukaryota; Fungi; Ascomycota; Dothideomycetes; Pleosporales; Phaeosphaeriaceae
Exons: 2
Coding region: 1-549 (182 amino acids)
Biological process (GO): mitochondrial citrate transmembrane transport
Source: RefSeq, a predicted model, not a curated record